Molecule: messenger RNA, 834 nt
Organism: Colletotrichum orchidophilum
Lineage: Eukaryota; Fungi; Ascomycota; Sordariomycetes; Glomerellales; Glomerellaceae
Exons: 1
Coding region: 1-834 (277 amino acids)
Source: RefSeq, a predicted model, not a curated record
AUGUUCGACCACUUCGCGUUAGGAACCCAGGCCCGCUCAGGUUCGGAUGGCUCUCGCGAGGAGCUGCCUCUAUCUCCGAGACAACGCCCUCGAGAAUUGCUGAGGCCUACUGAAGUACUUUUGUCUCCCUCGGAAUCAUCUCCAGCUGUUCUUGAGAUACCACUACCUCCACCACAGCCCAUUGACAACCUUACCCACGAGCUCAGCAAGCAGACGCUGAUUCCAGAACUGCCGCCACGAGGUGCGCGGACUACCUCGGCUGGAGCGUUGUCGUCAACAAUCACCGAUUUAUCAAUGGCCGAUCUAGAGGUGGAUGAUGAUUGCGAUAUGAGCCUUACAACGCAUGAUAUCAGAGAACAUCAGCCAGUAGCCGACUGGAAAAGAGCCCGGCGCCAGCGUUAUAGCCGUUAUGUCAACAACCCAGCCAAUACCCGCGCGAUAGAGGCACGUGUUAAGGGCAUGAUCUCAGAAGAGUUGCAAUGCAAUAUUCAUCCAUCUGCAGCAAUGUCGUCUUUGCCAGCGGCUGUGCCUGUAUAUCCCCAUCUUCCCAACAUUGCUGCAGACGGUUAUCCUGAGAUCGACCCGGCCUUGACACAGCCGGGAGUGGACGAAGGCUUUUGCGAUCAAGACGAGGAAUUCGCCUUCAUGAAAACAGCAUUGGCUGCUGACAGGGAAAGGCUAAUGAGCAAGUCGGGGGGCAUGCGAAACUAUGGAUCUCUGCGGUUCAGAGGAUCGGCGGAGACGGCGCUUCGGUGUCAGAACGUUGUCAGACAACGUCCAAGAAUGCGACGAAGGAAAGGACCAGGACCAACGAACGAUCCUCGGCCGACCUGA